This is a messenger RNA of Dioscorea cayenensis subsp. rotundata (Guinea yam), 312 nucleotides long. RefSeq lists its product as uncharacterized. Bases 1 to 312 code for a protein of 103 amino acids. The record is from RefSeq and is a predicted model, not a curated record. NCBI's taxonomy places the organism in Eukaryota, Viridiplantae, Streptophyta, Magnoliopsida, Dioscoreales, Dioscoreaceae. Gene Ontology annotation, molecular function: ubiquitin binding. The transcript is spliced from 2 exons.
AUGAGAUCCAGAAACCUUUACGAGUUUUACCGGCGCAUGAAGUACUGUGUCGCCCAGAAGAAUCCGAGGCUCAUGCCGGAUUUCGAGCAGGCGUAUCUAUCACUCAUCUCCGCUUCACGAGGUUGCACAAGUGUACAACGUAUUGUAGCUGAGCUUAUUCCUCGGUAUGCAUCAUAUUGCCCAACUGCUCUUGAAGCAGCUGCUAAAGUUUCCAUUAACAUGUAUAAUUGGAGCUUGGCCAUUAUAAUAAGAGGAGAGGAUGUAGAUGGUGUUGCAUAUCAGACUGCUAAAGCAUGUAUUUUUUGGCCCUAG